Sceloporus undulatus (fence lizard) is the source of this 2234-nucleotide messenger RNA. RefSeq names its product BRD3 opposite strand (gene BRD3OS). The record is from RefSeq and is a predicted model, not a curated record. Bases 809 to 1063 code for a protein of 84 amino acids. Lineage: Eukaryota; Metazoa; Chordata; Lepidosauria; Squamata; Phrynosomatidae. The transcript is spliced from 2 exons.
GUUAACGUGGAGACAGACGCUGAAGGAGGAGCAGAGCAUGGCUGGCCAGGCCAGGCUGGCUGGGCUUAGGCCCACCCUGCUUUAGCCAGAGGGUUCUUCCUUGCUGGCAAGAAUGACCUCGAUUCCAUCAUAGCCCAGGAAACCACAGGAAGGGAAGAUUCGCACUGGGUCCUGGCUGGAGCAGAAGCAUGACUCUGGCAACCUAGAUUUCAUCACAGCUCAGGAAACCGUGGCAAGGGAAGAUUCGCACUGGGUCUUGGAUAGAGCAGCAGCAUGGCUCUUGGCCUUGACAUGGUCCCCAUGAACAUAGAUGCAUCAUUGUUUGACUCUCAAAGCAUCUCCCUUCAUCUGACCAAGCUGAAGAAGCAGGAGCGGUCAGUUGCUGGAUCCCUUUUUUUGCUAGCCUCCUACAUUGUAGGAUCAUUUUCUCAUUUUGUAUUUUCAGGCGUUCCUCCUGUUCUUCAGUACAGGAGAAUCUAGCUUGCAAGGAAGGCAUGGUAUAGGACACCGAGCCAAUGCUUAAGCAAUGCUUAGAAAACAGGAUGGCAGAAGACAUCUCAGUGCUUAUAUCUUGCUCCUGCACCAUUUUUGAGAAGAUGUGUGAGCACCCCGAGUCUUUCUCUAUUGCAACUGUAAGCCCAGGAGCCAUCUGCUAGCAUUGCAUGGUAACAUCACCCAUUGCCCUACAAAGGGUUUUCAUUUUUCCUGAGCAAUAAGGGACGUUCUUUGAUAAUAUCCUGAGCUGCAGCUGAGCACAGCGGUGACAACAAAAGCAAUUCAACUUCUGAAGAGCGAGUUCACUGGAGGGAUGAGUGGUCGGCCACCGCUUGCGGAGAAGGCUUUAUCAGAGGGAUAUGCCCGUCUCCGGUAUAAAGACACCUCCCUCUUGAUCUGGCAACAGCAACAACAGAAACUAGAGAGCCUCCCGCCAGGGACUUACUUGAAUCGGAGCCGCAGCAUGUGGUACUCGCAGUAUGGCAACCAAGCCAUCCUGGUGCGGGACAAAAACAAAUUGGACGUCUCCAGGGACACGGGUCAGUCCAAGUUUUGCAUUGUGAUGUGAUGGCUUCGGCGCAAUGGGUCAGAAAGCCCAGCCACCAGGAGGACCCAUGAUCGUGGGAGCAGUGAAUCUACUGUAGGUGUUACAACUAAUCUCUUCUGGUUGUAUAGGAUCCAUCUGGGUGCUGGACAGAUUCUGCGCCAGGAUAGUUGCCAUACUAUCCAGAACACCCACGGGAAAAGCAGCUAGUAUGGAUUUAUUGCUCUGCAACAGUGGAUCCACUGGUCAGCCUUGCAAGGUACUUUGGAAGCACACUUAACCCAGGCACUGCAGAAAUAAUGCAGUUUGACACCCCUUCAACAAAUCCCAGGAUUCCAUGGAAUAGAGCCAUGGCAGUUAAAAGGGUGUCAAACUACACUAUUUCUGCAGUGCAUAAUGUUUGGUCCUGAAGCGUCCCUGCAUGCUCGAUCCAUUUUUCCCAUCUGUUUUGAUGGGCAUUUGUGCCCACUUUUUUAUUGUUGGCCACGCCAGGUAGAGGCAGUUGUAGCCUGAAAUCUCGUGGGUUGAGGAAAGCCAACGUAAAUGGACAACAGCCCAAACCAAGGGAUGGAUCGAAAGACCCCAUACUCCCCACUCUGACCUCCUCCUUGGCUUAAACCCAGCAGAAGGCAUCCUUUGAACACAAAGGGAGAAAACAUUCCCAGGUGUACAGUUAAUGCCAGCAUGAUCCCUACACAGUCUUCUGCUGCGUGUUGAAGAUGCGAUGUUGUUGCCAGAUGCCAAAAAUGUGUAGUAUUUAUUGCUUUAGUUUUACCAUAACCAACCUGAGCUGGAAUCUCAGAAAUGUAUGGACUUUUCUAGCUACAAACAGGCAUGGGUGGAAUUUGCUAUUCCAUUAAUACUUCUUGUUUGGGAGUGGUUUUUUUUGUUUUUGUUUUUGCUGUUGUGUUGUUUUUAAUGCAUCACAGCCAGAGCUAAUCUGAGGAUGGCUAUAGGAUUUGUGAGCUCCUUGCGAGAUAGGGGCUAUAUAUAUAUAUGUGUGUGUAUAAAACCAGGUUGUUCUAGCAUGUGCAUUACAAAAGUUGCUUUUGUUCCGAAAAAGAAAAAUCAGGUCUUUUGUUCCUUUAUUUUUUUUCCAAACUGUUCUACUUUAAAACAAGAUACAGAGAAAGAGGGAAAAGACCAACAGGGAAGGAGACUAGGAAUAUACAAAUAAAACAUGCUUUAUCUGGAA